This is a messenger RNA of Paramecium tetraurelia, 945 nucleotides long. RefSeq lists its product as uncharacterized. The record is from RefSeq and is a predicted model, not a curated record. The transcript is spliced from 3 exons. Lineage: Eukaryota; Ciliophora; Oligohymenophorea; Peniculida; Parameciidae.
AUGUAAAGGCCUAUGAGUUUACUUGAGUACGCUCUAUCUGAAUCUAACUUGAGUAUGAAUAUUAAAAAAAGGAAUUUAACUAUUGAAACUUAAUCUAUAUAGACAAGUCCCAAUUUAUUUUAAAAUAAUCAAGCAGAUUUGGAACUAUUGGUGGAUAUGCAUUCUUAAAAUAAAUAAUGGGUCUCCAUGGAAUUGUUUCGAUUGAUAAUUCAAAAAAUAGAAGAAAAAUUAAGUGAAAUAGACGAAAGAUUAGACAAUAGAGAAGGAUUUCAAAAUAUAACAUAAAAGUAUAGUGUAUAAAAGAAGAUGUCUAAGAGUUAUUAACAAGGAGAUUUUAGCUAAAUGGAUUAGAGUCAAGAUGAAUUGGAAUCAAAAUUGUAAAUUAGUUAAGCAAAAAAACUCAAUAUCUCUUAGCUUAAGAAAUCAGAAAUUAGGGAAAUAAGAAAUGAAGAACCAUUGAUAGGAAGAUAAAACUUAUUGGAAAAGAAACUAGUCUCAAUGGAGGAGAAACAAACCAAAAUUUAAAAAGAAAUGAGCAAUUUCACUUUGGAAAUAGAAUCUAAAAUUUAAUAAUGCAUAAAGUAAAUUGAUUGGAGUUUGGAAAAAUUCAAUAAGUUUUCUUCAGAAUUGUUAGAUAAGGUCAAAGAUGUUACUGAUAAUCACACAGAGAUAUUUUAGCAUUUGUAAAAAAAUAAGGAAGACAUAAAUUAUGUCAGAAUAAGUGCGGAGCAUUUUAAUUAAAAUACUUUGACCCAACUUGAAUAAAUAUCAGCUUCUAUUGUGAACCUAAAUAAUUUUGUAGAAAAACACGAUAAUGAAUUGAGUUUCUACAAGGAUAUAAUUUAAAUAACAGAAAGUGAUAUUCUGAAAAUUAUCUAAUUCGAAAAGGACAUACUAAAGAUUGUAUAUAAACGCUAAGAAUAAAAUGAAAAAUAAGGAAAAUGA